Messenger RNA from Mandrillus leucophaeus (drill), 2289 nucleotides. It is a transcript of the gene PLEKHN1, whose product is annotated as pleckstrin homology domain containing, family N member 1. The record is from RefSeq and is a predicted model, not a curated record. Gene Ontology annotation, biological process: positive regulation of apoptotic process; 3'-UTR-mediated mRNA destabilization; response to hypoxia. Gene Ontology annotation, molecular function: phosphatidylinositol phosphate binding; phosphatidic acid binding; phosphatidylserine binding. The transcript has 15 exons. Bases 30 to 1760 code for a protein of 576 amino acids. NCBI's taxonomy places the organism in Eukaryota, Metazoa, Chordata, Mammalia, Primates, Cercopithecidae. Gene Ontology annotation, cellular component: mitochondrial membrane; cytoskeleton.
CAGACUUGCCGACCUGCACGACUCUGGCCAUGGGGAACAGCCACUGUGUCCCUCAGGCCCCCAGGAGGCUCCGGGCCUCCUUCUCCAGAAAGCCCUCACUGAAGGGAAACAGAGAGGACGGCGCACGGAUGCCGGCUGGCCUGCUGGGCCCCGAGGCUGCUCGAAGCGGGGACGCCGCCGCCAACAAGCUCUUCCACUACAUCCCCGGCACGGACAUCCUGGACCUGCAGAACCAACGAGAAAACCUGGAGCAGCCGUUCCUGAGUGUGUUCAAGAAGGCGCGGCGGAGGGUGCCUGUGAGGAACCUGGGAAAGGUCGUACAUUACGCCAAGGUCCAGCUGCGGUUCCAGCACAGCCAGGAUGUCAGCGACUGCUACCUGGAGCUGUUCCCCGCCCACCUGUACUUCCAGGCCCACGGCUCGGAAGGACUCACCUUUCAGGGGCUGUUACCACUGACGGAGCUGAGCGUCUGCCUGCUGGAGGGGUCCCGAGAGCACGCCUUCCAGAUCACAGGCCCGCUGCCCGCACCCCUCCUGGUGCUCUGCCCCAGCCGGGCCGAGCUGGACCGCUGGCUUUACCACCUGGAGAAGCAGACGGCCCUCCUUGGGGGGCUGCAACACUGCCACUCGGCACCGCCACAGGGGUCCUGUGGAGACGAGCUCCCCUGGACUCUGCAACGCCGCCUAACCCGGUUGCGGACGGCGUCAGGGCACGAACCCGGCGGCAGCGCUGUCUGUGCCUCGAGGGUCAAGCUGCAGCACCUGCCCGCACAGGAGCAGUGGGACCGGCUCUUGGUCCUGUACCCGACGUCCCUGGCCAUUUUCUCCGACGAGCUGGACGGGCUUUGCUUCAAGGGGGAGCUCCCACUCCGUGCGGUCCACAUCAACCUGGAGGAGAAGGAGAAGCAUAUCCACUCCUUCCUGAUCGAAGGCCCCCUCAUCAACACCAUCCGCGUGGUGUGCGCCAGCUACGAGGACUACAGCCACUGGCUGCUGUGCCUUCGUGCCGUCACCCACAGGGAGGGGGCCCCGCCGCUGCCUGGCGCCGAGAGCUUCCCAGGGCUGCAGGUUACGGGCAGUGGCCGAGGCUCACUGUCCUCAGGCGGACGGACCAGCUGGGACUCGGGGUGCCUGGCGCCCCCCUCCACACGCACCAGCCACUCCUUGCCUGAGUCCUCAGUGCCAUCCACUGUGGGCUGCUCCUCCCAGCACACACCGCUGAACAGGCUGAGCCUGGAGAACAGCCCAGACGCCCCUGACCACGCUUCGGAAACUUCACACUCACCCCUCUACGCUGACCCCUACACGCCCCCUGCCACCUCCCACCGCAGGGUCACCGAUGUCCGGGGCCUGGAGGAGUUCCUCAGUGCCAUGCAGAGCUCACCUGGACCUGUGCCCUUGAGCCCACACCCCUUGGUGCCUGUGUCUGUGCCUGCCUCUGACCCCGGCUCCAGCUCCUCUGGCCCCUCGGGCCCCCACUUGCUCUCCAAGAAGGGAGUCCUGCAGUCCAGAGCCUCUCAGAGACACCGGGGCUCAGCCAAGGACGGGGGGCCACAGCCCCCAGACUCCCCUCAGCUUGUCUCCUCUGCCAGGGAAGGUUUGCCUGAACCCCGGCUGCCUCUGACAGAUGGCUGGUCCCCCAGGAGGAGCCAAGGUCCCAGCUACGACCACCUCUGGGACGAGACUUUGUCUUCCUCCCACCGGAAGUGCCCCCAGCUUGGAGGGCCUGAGGCCAGUGCGGGUCUGGUGCAGUGGAUCUGAUGGCCACAGUGAGGCCGGCUCUCAGGACCACCCUCACCAAGCUCCAGGGUACCCGCCCCUCUAACCCACUUCAAAUUACAAGUCAGGGUCUGAACCCAGUGUGAUGGGGGGGUCUCUGGGGCCCUGAGUUCAGAGCCUGUCCCUCAGUUCCUGCUCCUCAGUGCCAGCAGCUGGGGCAGGGAGGGGCAGGAAGGGCUCACCCCAAGGAUGCCCUGGCUGGCGAGGUGGGUCACAGGUCAGGGAGGUCCUGGCCAUCCACAGGGUCGGCCGUCAGCUCAGCUCGCCAGGAGUCGGGGGGAGACUCACUGGGAGUGGGAGGGGGGCGGCAUGGGCGUGAAGGUCGGAGGAAAGAGAAAGGUCAGCAGGGUCAGGGUAUGUGAGGUCAGAGGGCAUGAGGGUCACAGGUCAGCAAGGUGUGAGGAGCACUGGCCAGGGUGUCCCAAGGAGGAGGGCGGGUGGGUCCUUGCAUGGCCUGGGCAUGCGCCAUAGGGCAGCACGGGAGUUGCUGACACCACCGGACGAGAAAGAA